This is a messenger RNA of Pochonia chlamydosporia 170, 1542 nucleotides long. RefSeq names its product MFS transporter. Bases 1 to 1542 code for a protein of 513 amino acids. Lineage: Eukaryota; Fungi; Ascomycota; Sordariomycetes; Hypocreales; Clavicipitaceae. The transcript has 6 exons. Gene Ontology annotation, biological process: transmembrane transport; amine transport. Gene Ontology annotation, molecular function: amine transmembrane transporter activity. The record is from RefSeq and is a predicted model, not a curated record.
AUGGCAGACGAUACAGCACCGCAGCAGACGCUCUCUGAUACGCCUAGAAGUAGGUCGUACAACACAACUACCCAGACCACCCAUAGCAUCGACCCAGCCAACAAGCCACCUGUCUCGUCAACUACUGUGGAAAAUUUGGGACCUAGCCAGAAUGACACACAGAGUUUGACGCCGCCGGUAUACUGUGCUUUGUUGCCAGGCCGACGGAGGCUAAUUCUUAGCAUCGUCACGGUAGCUGGAGCAUUAGGCCCUUUGUCGGGUGGAAUCUACUUGCCUGUUCUGCCACUGUUAGAGAGGGAGUUCAAUGUCGGAAGUACGAGCAUUAACGCAACUGUUUCAGUGUUCAUGAUUACAUUUGCAAUUGCACCAUUAUUUUGGUCUAGCUUUGCGGAUGUCAGUGGAAGGCGGCCACUCUACAUAAUAUCAUUGGCGAUAUUCAUCUUAUCCAAUGUUCUUCUUGCUGCACUGCCGAAGAAUUUCGGCAGCUUAAUGUUUCUGCGAAUAGUCCACGCCUUCGGGUCGGCUGCGGUAAUGUCGAUGGGUGCUGGUACAGUCGCGGAUACAACUGAGCCAAAGAAGCGGGCCACUGCAAUGUCCAUAUUUCUUCUUGGGCCGCAAUGUGGUCCAGUUCUUGGACCCGUGUUGGGAUCUGCUUUAGCUGGACAACGAAAUUGGAGAUGGAUUCCGGGGUUUCUGGCUGCUUUGUCGUUUGUGGUAUGGCUCACGAUCUUGUUCAUGCUGCCCGAGACUCUUCGAUACAGAGUUGGUAAUGGUCAAGUAUUCCAGGGAAAGAGCUGGAUACUCUUUCCGCCCAAAAUCACGUCAGAUCUUGUAUCAGAACCCCAGCGUGGACCAAAACCACCAAAGCCCACACUCCUCGGCUAUUGGAAGUUAUUUUCAUACCCGCCGAUUGGUAUUGUAACAGUUAAUACCGCUAUCCUAUACUCAACCUACUUUGCUAUGAUGGUAGCGCUGCCACAUGCCUUAGAAGAUAUAUAUAGUUGGUCAACAACAGAGAUCGGCGCUGGUUAUGUUGCAGUUGGUAUUGCCCUUAUGAUUGGGUCUCUUGUUGGCGGUAGGGUAAGUGAUUGGCGCCGGGCAAGAAUGGUAGCUGCAAUACCUGAUGGCAAAAUUGAGCCUGAAAGCAGGUUGGUUGACCAAAUAUGGGGUGUGCUCCUUUGUGCGGCUGGGACCGUUAUGUUUGGUUGGUUUGUUCACAGUUCACUGCAUGUCGCCUCGAUCCUAGUUGCAACUUUCCUGACUGGCUUUGGUAUGAGCUGGGUUUUUGUUGCUACAACUGCUUUUUUGGGCGAAUGUGUUCCGCUUCAGGCCGCGGGAGCCUUUGCGCUUGGAAAUAUGCUACGCAACCCUGGCGCGGCUAUAGCUGCAGUUUUAUACCCCCCGUUGGUGACACGGAUAGGCAUUGCAUGGUUUUUUACAGGGUUUGCUCUCCUGGACCUGGUGGUUGUUGGGAGCUCGGUCAUAGUGCUACGGUUUUACGGCCAAAAUUGGCGACAAAAGUCGCAAAGCCCCCGGAGAUAA